GCCCCUGGGUCAUGUGAGCGAGCAAGAUGGCGGCGCCCACCGGGAGGACGUGAGGUGGGAGGUGCCAUGUUGGAGGCAGCGGGAACGGCUCGGUGAGGGCGGCGGGGCCGUGUCCGCCCGUACGGCUCAAGCACAGGUUUGGGGACCCUCCUCGAGCGGCCUGAAGCCAUCCCGGUGAGAUCCUUGCCCCUGAUCCCGCUUUCUGCGCUCCUCUAUCCUGCCAAGCCCGAACCGAAGCAGGCUCAGUCCUAUAGCAGGGCUUAGGACACAGCCUUCACAUUGUAAAAGGAACUUGAGGACUUCAAGAUGUCAGGAAGAGAGUUUCUUGAACUAGAUUCUCCGCAGAAAAGACUAAUUUUGGAAAGAUUUAAGCGGAUGGAAAUCAUACAAAAGAUGUUCAAUGAGCUUCCUAAAGCAGAUCAGAACCUUUGUAAUCAUGGAAAAUACUUCCUAGCGGCAAAUUCAAGCCUAUGUGGCUUAGCAGCAAAUAAUUUCUUCAGGAACAUCCUACAUGUCAGAAAGGCUGCCUUGGUGUCUGCUGUGCCAAUGGCUGUUAUUCCAUUUCUUUCAACAGCAGCAGUUUAUGAAGUUUUUGUGCAUGACCCUUUAUUUUCAGGUCAGCUGAACUGUGAGGUCUGUGCUGUGAUCAGAGGAGGAUUAGUAGGUGCUGUUGUGGGUGGUUUCUAUCCCAUUUUCCUGGCUAUCCCCUUGAACGGAAGCCUUGCAGCCAGGUAUAUGUCGAGUCCCUUGCCAGGGAAAGAAAAUCUCUUGCGCUACUGGCUCACCACUUCUCAGCCUGUCUUUCGAAAGAUGAGUCUGGGGAUACUGGUGCAGGCUCUGACUGGAUUAUAUCUUGCCACUAAACAGCAUGGAAUAUACAUCAAAAUGCUGCUGCAGAUGGCCACUAGCAGGGAUUCUGAAGAGCUACCUGAAUGAAGUAAAGCAACUUUUCAAUUGCUUUGGAUAAGUAACCAUAAUAAACAAGAAAAAGAAAUGCUGCUGUGUCUUUUUAAUACAAAAACCAAGUCUCUGCUCUGGCAUUUUUAAAGUUUUGAACUUAAAUGCAAGGUAAACUUUUCAUUAUGCCCAG
Prinia subflava (tawny-flanked prinia) is the source of this 1090-nucleotide messenger RNA. Its product is annotated as transmembrane protein 126A-like. The record is from RefSeq and is a predicted model, not a curated record. Gene Ontology annotation, biological process: mitochondrial respiratory chain complex I assembly. The coding region runs from base 307 to 936 and encodes 209 amino acids. NCBI's taxonomy places the organism in Eukaryota, Metazoa, Chordata, Aves, Passeriformes, Cisticolidae. Gene Ontology annotation, cellular component: mitochondrion. The transcript is spliced from 6 exons.